AUGAAAUCCGAUGAAAACAUUUCCGGUAGAUCGAGCCAAUUAUCUUCAUUUUCGGAUACGAAAAGUACUGAAACGACAAAAAGUGAAUUAAUUCAACGUAUUCUCUAUUCUUUUAAACCUACAAUAAACUUACAAUGCUCGUUGGAUAAUACAACCGAUGGAUCUCUAUCAUCGAUUAAUGAAAGAAUCAUUCCAUGUCAAUCAUUAAAUCUUUCGAAUCAAAUUUAUAUUCAUUUUAAAGAUGCAAAUGAAUUAGGUUUAAAACCUCAUACAAAUGAUUUACUUGAAAGAAUUAACUAUGCAAAUAAAUGUACAUGUCAUCGAAUUGAAAUUAAUUUUAAUAAUCAUAUUCUCAAUCAAGAACUAUCCUAUAAACAAAAACAAUCAAUAUUACGUAUUGUUUUACGUCGACAGCAAAUUUUUGAUCAAUAUUUUUCUCAGACAUCUGCGUAA
Rotaria socialis is the source of this 453-nucleotide messenger RNA. NCBI's taxonomy places the organism in Eukaryota, Metazoa, Rotifera, Eurotatoria, Philodinida, Philodinidae. The record is from the annotation of a GenBank genome assembly.